AAACCGGGUAUAAAUUAAUAAACCUCGGAGCGUCCAUAGUUUCACGGAGUUCCCUUUCUAAGAGCGCUCAACAAGAAGAGGACACAGCAACCAGUUGAUUCAUGCAUCUCAUGUCCUUACUAUUAUAAUCCGCUAAUUGCACGAACUCUCAAUUUCGAAGAAACAAGUGCUCUUUAAUAAGUAGAGUACGUGAUCAAAAUACGGAGGAAGUAACAAUCGAAUCAGCGAUGCAGUCCACCAUUGGGUAGAGAUCCCGAUAUCCGUCUUUGUUCAUUUAUUCAUUCGUAUCACCAACACUCUGUAAAUGCCAUCAUAGGGCACACGAAUAGAGGAAGAUUUCUCUUUUGCCAGCAUGAAACAAACGAUGAAUUUCUGGCUCUGAAGUAGAUAUACCACGACCCGAGACUUAGAAAAACAGAUCAUAAAUUACAUGCUUUUAAAAAUAGUAUCAACUUCGUCUACUCGGUAGUAGAGGUUAGUGACCUGACGGUGGCGCUUUUGCAACGUGGAGAAGAAGCGGUGAUGCUUCAUACGCUGUCCUGAUUCCGCCAAGGUAGAACCUAUCGCAAAACUUUCGGGAUGGAAACAUGGAAAGACUCGGAUUCGUGUUUUUCAUCUAACAGUUUAGUUUGAUGAGCAUCGGUGUCACAAGGAAUUAUAUUGAAAUAUCGGAUGUUACUAGCAGUUAUCUAUAAAAGAAAGCUGGUCAGAUUGAUCCAUUCAACUGACAGAUAUAAAAUCGCGUCUUGCUUGGUAUUUUAAGAAAAGACUCCGAAAUUUCAUGGAGUUGGUGUUUGAUUGUAUAUGCGUGUUUUUCCCCGGCCCACGGAAGAAGGCGAUUUCUUCAAGCCUUGUCUCGAAAUAUCGCUUUGCACAAGGCCUUGGAAUGUUUUAACUGUAUUUCGCUUCUUUGUUGAGAACGAAUCUUUAUCAGAAAAUAUAAAUUGAUUGAUCAAGGAAGUUGUAAGUCUCGCUCUAAGAUGGAUGCAGUGAGCUAUUCUCGGGUAGGGAGUACGGCCUUCCCGAUGUCUCCUGGAAACCAAUUCAAUGUGGCCCUUGGGAACUAUAGCGACGGUAAUUAUACCGAUCAUGAUAUCCCACCACUGAUGUUCCGGGACUACUUCGAGAUGUUCGUGUUGGUGGUGAUAGGUAUCUGCGGUGUGGUCGGCAACGGAACAUUGAUAUACAGUGUACUAAUGAACAAAGACAUGAGGAGUGUCCCCAACGUCCUCAUAGCCAAUGUGGCCGUCGGUGACCUCCUUGUGCUGUCGUUCUCGGUGCCGUUGACCGUCUUAUCCUACAUCCAGGACGAUUUCCCUCUGGGAGCGACCAUGUGCAAGGUCCAAGCGUUCAUCCCGAUUGUUUCUGAAGGUGUCUCUGUGUUCACGUUUACGGCGCUCAGCUUCGACCGUUACAACGCCAUCGUCCGCCCCAUACAGCGGCGACGAAGCCCCGUUGUCCGUCGCACCUGCGUGGUGGCUGUCUGUAUCUGGGUCGUAGCCGUAUGCCUUGGGAUACCCUCCAUGUUUCUUGCCUUCCUCAGCUACGAGAUGAAACCCUAUGUGCUCUGCUUCAUUCUACCCCACUUCACCCUCCAAGCACGCAUCCACGAGGUCACCCGAUGCCUUCUCAUGUACGUUAUCCCACUCACCAUCAUCACUUGUUAUUACUGCCUCAUCGCAAUCCAGCUCUUUCAAAGUUCCAGGGACAUGCCCGGUGAAGGUCACCAGGAGAGCAAGCAGGCAAGGGCUAGGAGACGUCUCGCCAAGGCUGUUCUUGUAUUGGUCUUUAUCUUUGGUAUCUGCUGGUUUCCGCACUUCAUGAGAAGGUAAGACCGAAUCUGUUUCCUAUCUUCAAAAGUUAUCCACUUCUUUUUAAAACGCUCAGUCUAGGCAGGAAGUUAUGAAAACUCACAACUCAC
This is a messenger RNA of Strongylocentrotus purpuratus (purple sea urchin), 1921 nucleotides long. Its product is annotated as gastrin-releasing peptide receptor-like. Lineage: Eukaryota; Metazoa; Echinodermata; Echinoidea; Camarodonta; Strongylocentrotidae. The coding region runs from base 981 to 1832 and encodes 283 amino acids. The transcript has a single exon. The record is from RefSeq and is a predicted model, not a curated record. Gene Ontology annotation, cellular component: membrane. Gene Ontology annotation, molecular function: G protein-coupled receptor activity. Gene Ontology annotation, biological process: G protein-coupled receptor signaling pathway.